UAUGUGUUUCAAGUUUAUCAUUAAUCUGUCCAUUUUUGAAAUCGUAUGUUGAUUGCCCAAAGUAUCCUUCCGAAGAAGAAGUAUGUUUAGGUAAACCACAUAAAGCAGUGACAUAAAAAUGAGUGACAGGCAAGCACUGUUGAACAACAUGGCUGAUUUGCAAAUAAGGAAUGGAGAAAAUGCAAACUUGAAUGGUGGCCGAAAUGAUCUUGAUCCUGUCUUCGAGGUGGAAAAUGAUAUCAUCAACGGCGAGCAGCAAAAUCUUGUUGAUCCUGACUUUGACGUAGAAAUGAAGGAGUUGCAGGAGUUAGAAGAUAUUAAUCCUCAAAAUCAUUUCGUUUUACAAGGACCUCUGCAUGGUCAGUUCGCUGGACGGAGACCAUUAUUAGGCAUAGAUGCUGCUCGUAAUGCACAAGGACAUCGACAGAAUCAGCAAAAUGCAAUCAUUGACCAGGUUCCACUGGUCGUAGGCCAGGGUGCUGCUGAUGAAGCUCAAGGACCUUUGCAAAAUCAGCAAAACUCUAUCAUUGGCCAGGUUCCACUGGUCGUAGGCCAAGGUGCUGCUAACAGAGAUCAAAGACUUCUGCAAGCUCAGCGCAAUAGAAUUGGUGGCCAAGUUCCACUGGUCGUAGGCCAAGGUGCUGCUAACAGAGAUCAAAGACUUCUGCAGGUUCAGCGCAAUGGACUUGGUGGCCAGGGUCUCCCUGAUGGGGCUGAAGAUCUUUGGCAGGCUCAAAAUAAUGAUGUCGCAGGACCAUUACAGCGAGCUGGCGCCAUUCAGAGAGCUGGUGCUGGUGCUCGAAGAUCUAUGCAGGGUCAGCAUAAUAACAAUAACGGACAAAGACCACCACAGCCCCAGAGAGAGGCUAUAAACCUUAAAAUAAAAAAACAAAGCAAUUCACACACAAAUUAUAAUUGAGAUUUCCAUUAACUUAA
Nasonia vitripennis (jewel wasp) is the source of this 936-nucleotide messenger RNA. RefSeq lists its product as uncharacterized. The coding region runs from base 119 to 919 and encodes 266 amino acids. NCBI's taxonomy places the organism in Eukaryota, Metazoa, Arthropoda, Insecta, Hymenoptera, Pteromalidae. The transcript has 3 exons. The record is from RefSeq and is a predicted model, not a curated record.